GACGACGACGGGUCUCGCUGUUGACCGGUUGGUUGCGUGCCCCUCUGGGCAAUGGGUUUGCUGGAAUAUUAUUGGCAUUCAUUUUAAAAGCAAUCCACAAGCAAGCGGCAAAAUGUUCGCAAUACUCGUGUGCAUCCUGGCUAUCCUGUGCCCCAUCUUGUACACCCGGUACAAGCCGUCCAGGUACUACGUCAAGAUCGGCCUGUACUACUUCAUCUUGACCAUGGUGUCAAUCUUCAGCAUCGGGCCGUCCCUGCUGCACUAUAAAGAUCCACGCAAUUUCAUGUACGCGUCAAACAUGCUAAGGCGUAUAUCAUCUGUAUUUGGCAUCACAUUCAAGGUCAUCAACCCGGACAGAAUACGAAAAAACCAACGUUACGUCUUUGUCGCCAACCAUCAGACCUCUUUGGACGUUUUAGGCAUGUUGCUUCACUGGCACCUGUUUAACCCUUGCGUCCCCGUUAUCAAGAAGGAACUGCUGUGGACGGGACCCGUGGGAAUCUUUUGUUGGUUGUGCGGUUCUGUCUUUGUUGACCGUCAGAACUCAGACAUAGGCCGUGCGGCCCUCUACGAUAAGCUCGAACUAGUCUCCCACGGAAAGUGCAGUCUGUUUAUAUACGCCGAGGGGACGCGGAACCAGUCCACCAAGAUGCUCAAGUUCAAGAAAGGGGCGUUUUUCAUGGCAGUGCAGUGCAAGGUUCCGGUCCUCCCAAUCGUCUACUCGCAGUACUCAAGAUUCCUCGACGUCUCGAAGAAAAUCUACACUGACGGAAAGAUCACCAUGACCAUCCUGCCAGAAGUGAGCACGGAAGGGCUAACUGAAGCUGACGCUCCUGCUCUAAGCGAGAAGGUCCAUGAUAUCAUGCAGGAUUGCAUCGACGAUGAAAUCGGAGACAUGAUGAUCUGGGGGGAGAGCUUCAACACGGUCAAUACUUUUCGUGAAACCGAUUUCGACGCUGGACCCAGUGCCGCCGAAGCCGUGCAGAUCCAAGCAGCACUGGACGCAAUGAUGAAUGAAAGCGCCCAGGAAAAACCUGUCGAAAGCACCUCCGACAAGAAGGGGAGUGCGCCACCUACCGUUCAUCCGGCGAAAUCUGAAACUGGCAAAGGUGCAGAAGAAACCGCCCCCAAGGACACGACAACGGCGAAACAGAGUGAGAAACCUGCAGCCACGGCGAAACAGAGUGAGAAACCUGCAGCUACGGCGAAACAGAGUGAGAAACCUGCAGCCACGGAUUCCGCCAUUCAUGCUGCAGCGCCGCCUGGAUCCAGUGCUCCUACGAAAGCGAAGUCCCCCACAGAUGCGCAGAGCGCUGUCGCCGCAGCCACGGAGCCUCACAAGGCUAAGUCGCCCACACACCACGCUGCAGGGGCAAAAUCCAGUGGAAGUUCCCACAGCAAGGAAAGUGCUCAUGAAAAACACUCCGGGCAUAGCGUACAUUCCACGGAAUCCAAGUCAUCGACCGAAGAUAAGACAACUAAGAGCUCAGCGCCAGUGACAAGCCCCUCAAACGCUGCUAAAAGCAGUAGCGCGUCAUCUGCACAUCAGAAAAAGAGUAGCUAAACGCAUGUUCUGAACUGAUUGCAGAAAUCUGAGCCACAGAAACCAUUCCAUGCUGGCUAUGCUACUAUUUGCACUCAGACAGGUCUUUGGCUAGAUAGUGAUAUCGUUUGACAAUAAAGGCAAUCCCAUGUUC
This is a messenger RNA of Ornithodoros turicata, 1697 nucleotides long. Its product is annotated as 1-acyl-sn-glycerol-3-phosphate acyltransferase beta-like. Gene Ontology annotation, molecular function: 1-acylglycerol-3-phosphate O-acyltransferase activity. The coding region runs from base 113 to 1564 and encodes 483 amino acids. The record is from RefSeq and is a predicted model, not a curated record. NCBI's taxonomy places the organism in Eukaryota, Metazoa, Arthropoda, Arachnida, Ixodida, Argasidae. The transcript is spliced from 7 exons. Gene Ontology annotation, cellular component: endoplasmic reticulum. Gene Ontology annotation, biological process: phosphatidic acid biosynthetic process.